Mesorhabditis spiculigera is the source of this 495-nucleotide messenger RNA. The record is from the annotation of a GenBank genome assembly. Lineage: Eukaryota; Metazoa; Nematoda; Chromadorea; Rhabditida; Rhabditidae.
AUGAAUCGCGAAAUUGUUUCAAAGAGCGUGCUGAAGACGCUGGAAGCCGUGUUCCACGUCCACCCGGGCAGCGACGACGAGAACAUCAAGGAUUCGGCAAAAUUGAUCGCGUACAUCAUCUCGAAAAGCCCAGAGUACAAGCAGGCGUUGUCAGGGGUGGCCGCAUUCCAGGAAAAGGACAUCGAAACGAGUACGCGAUUCCUGACCCUGGGCGCAAAGGUGGUGUCCGAAUUCGCGCAGCUCGUCGAGAACUAUUCAAACGAGAAUCGAUGGCACAGUUUCGUGUUCGAGGUGAUGGCCCGGCACGAGAAGUACCACCUCACUUCCGGCCAUUUCGACGAGUUUGCCCGGCAUUUUCGCGAUUUUGUCUUUGCAAAUACGGUGGUUGAGGAGGAAGCGCGCGUGGCUUGGGAGCAACUGUAUGGCGACUUUUGCGAGCAGACCCGGAUGCAGUUGGCGCUGCUCGGGUUGAAGGACCGUGUCAAGGAGCUGCCA